AUGAUGAACUCCAAACAACAGAAUGACGUUGUACCAUUGGUACCGACUAUGUCUCUAGAAUCGCCCCCAGGUCACAACCAGCUGGCUCGUGAUCAAGGCUACCGUGCCUGGCUUCAGGUUUUGGGAUCUUUUAUGGUAUUCUUCAGCACAGCGGGUAUGGCCAAUAUGUUCGGAGUGUAUAUGACUUUUUAUUUGGACGAAAAGAAAUUUGACGCCUCGGUAUCGGCAAUCUCAUGGAUUGGGUCUCUGCAAGCAGCCCUUUGCCUUGCUCUAGGGAUUAUUACAGGCCCGCUGUAUGAUCGUGGUUACUUCUACCAUCUCGUAUACACUGGGUCAUUCCUCGUUGUGCUUGGCCAGAUGAUGCUCAGCUUAUCCAGUUCUUACUACCAGGCUUUUCUCUCUCAGGGGGUCUGCAUGGGCCUUGGAGCGGGACUGGCUUUGUUACCUUCUUUCUGCAUUGUUGUUACAUAUUUUGAUCGGCACUUAGAGGUAGCGACCGGGAUUGCUUACAUGGGGGGCGGCGUGGGUGGGAUUAUCCUCCCAAUCAUCUUCAGUCAAAUUAUCUACAAAGUAGGGUUUGCCUGGGCUACUCGGGUAGUUGGGUUAGUCCUUUUUGUCCCUCUGCUCAUUGCCGCUUCCGUCUUUCGUCCCCUGAAAAAGUCAGAGCGUCCUCGCCCCUCCAGACAGUUCAUGAGCUGGGACAUGUUUAAAGAGCCAUCAACUGUCGUCUUCCUUCUAGGAGUCAUAGUAGCAAUCAUGUCGGUUAACAUACCUGCCUACUACGUGCAGGAGUAUGCUUCGGCCAUUAACAUCAAAGACGAAGUCCUAAUUUCCUACAUAUUGCCAAUCUAUCUGGCUGCCUACACGUGUGGAUGUUUUGGUCUGAAUGCAUUAGCAAACUGGAUUGGCCCAUUUAACGUGAUUUCAGUCUCUGUCGGCCUCAGUGGCGCGCUGACCUGGGCUCUCGUUGACUUGAAUGACAAAGGGGGUCUGGUUGUUGUGGUUGUGUUUCUUGGCUUUCUCUCUGCAGCUCCCUCAUCCCUACAGCCAGCAUGUUACGUCAAACUCUGCCCUGAUAUCCAACAAAUGGGCUCGCGUAUGGGAUGCGGCUACAUGGCCUCAACUAUAGGGAGCCUUGUGGGGGCCCCAAUCGCGGGCGCUAUUCUCGAUCGUUACGGAUAUAAUCCGGUUUGGAUAUUCUCCGCUUCCAUGUCACUUAUGGGCGCAGCUAUUUUCAUCAUUAGUCGGGGAUUCCACAUUGGUUGGAGAACUUGGAUAAAAGUAUAG
Molecule: messenger RNA, 1287 nt
Organism: Penicillium odoratum
Lineage: Eukaryota; Fungi; Ascomycota; Eurotiomycetes; Eurotiales; Aspergillaceae
Product: major facilitator superfamily domain-containing protein
Exons: 3
Coding region: 1-1287 (428 amino acids)
Biological process (GO): transmembrane transport
Cellular component (GO): fungal-type vacuole membrane
Molecular function (GO): transmembrane transporter activity
Source: RefSeq, a predicted model, not a curated record